CGUUGCGCUUCCUUAGUAAGUCUUCUUUUGUGGCUCGGCUCAUAGCAGGCUUUUUCAACAUUUCAUCCUCCUGAUCUGAUCUUAUCCUCUAGAUCUGUAUGAUGUCUCUAUCGUAAUCAUCCAUCGAGCCCUCUCUUCGUCCUCUACUAGAUCCCAAUGCCACCUAGGACCCGUCAACAAACGGCUCCACCGUCUUCUUCAUCCCGUACUACAGCAUUACAAACUCCAGAAAAGACAGCCACCAAACGAGCUGCGACUCGCUCAACGACUUCCUCGAGGAGGACUACUCGAUCGCUUUCAGUCCAGCUGGCUGAGAGAGAAAGAUCCGCGGACAUCAGUACUACCGCUUCGCCUACGCCUGUGCUGGACCCUGAGAGCGAUACCGAAGAUACCACCAUCGUCACUGGCAGUGCGACACCUGAUCAAGUUGAAGAAGACGAAAUGUUGCACUCUCAUCGCACCGAGCAGCACGGCUUGAGAGAGAGAAAUAUUGAAGACCUUGCAGAGCUCGAGGAGAAAGGAUUGCUGAGAUCAUUAUCUCCUUCGGAUCAGGAAGACGGCAUACCUACUCCGAGACGGAAAGGAAACGACGAUGAGAAGCAAAGACACCUCAGCCUAGAAAGGACUUUUGAAAGGUCCGGAUCAGUCGAAAGCGAAGAAGGAUCCGGACUCAGCAGUCCGAGAGACAGAAGAGCAUUUGCAGUCUUGGUCUUGCUCUACCUUCUCCAAGGUAUCCCACUGGGCUUGACUUUCGGAACCCUUCCCUUUCUUCUCAAACCGAAAUUAUCGUACUCCCAACUGGGAGUCUUCUCCCUUGCCACCUGGCCAUACUCCCUCAAGCUAUUAUGGUCUCCCAUCGUCGAUGCGUGGUUCGUUAGAAAAUGGGGUAGACGGAAAAGCUGGAUUGUCCCGGUUCAAGCUGUUGUCGGGCUGGGAUUAUGGCUCAUCGGAGGAAGGAUAGAAGAUUGGUUGGCGGACGAUGUCGUGGAUGUCCACUUCAUCACGACAGUCUUCAUGUGUCUCAUAUUGGCAGCUGCGACUCAAGAUAUCGCCGUUGACGGAUGGGCUCUGACACUAUUGUCGCAACAGAAUCUAUCCUACGCGUCCACUGCGCAAACUAUCGGGAUUGGCAUCGGUAACGCUCUGAGCUUUACAGUGUUUCUAGCGUUCAACUCGGUCGAGUUCUCGAACAAGUACUUCCGCUCCAGCCCCCUGGACUACGGACUGGUCUCGCUCGGCGGGUAUAUCCGUUUUUGGGGCAUCGUCUUCAUUGCCGCCACAAUCGGUAUUGCCAUCUGGACUAGGGAGGAUCCCGUCAGCGAAGAUGACCCAGACAUGGAUGUCAAAAAGGUUUACAAGAUCAUGUGGAGUAUUUUCCGGCUUAAGAACAUCCAAUCCCUCCUGAUCGUUCACCUCACUUGCAAGCUUGGUUUCCAAGUCAAUGAUUCUGUCACCGGCUUGAAACUGCUCGAGAAAGGUCUGUCGAAAGAAGACCUCGCCAUUGCGGUCCUGCUCGAUUUCCCAGCUCAGAUGAUCGCCGGAUGGCUCGUAGCGAAAUGGUCACGUCCAACUAGCUCAAAACACCCAUUGACAGCUGGGACGGGCUCAUUGCUCAAACCAUGGGUCUAUGCAUUUUGGGCCAGAUUGGGCAUGGCUUUGGUGGCCACGGCCGUGGUAUAUGGUUUCCCAAAAAGUGGCAACGUCGGGACUGGGUACCUUGCUAUGGUCAUCAUGACUACACUAUUGUCGUCUCUGACCUCGACGAUUCAAUUCAUCGGUAUCUGCGCUUUCCACACGCACAUCGCGGAUCCUCGAGUCGGUGGAUCGUCUAUGACACUACUGAACACCGUUUCGAACCUCGGAGGGACUCUGCCUAAACCCAUCAUCCUCCGUCUAGUGGACCUCUUCACGAAAUACGGCUGCUCCAUCGGUAAUCGUAUAGACCGUCAUCUCGCACUGAGUGACUGUAAUGCCGGGCACGGGAGCAAGCUGUGUGAAGCUCAGGGUGGGUAUUGCGUCAUCACAACGGACGGGUAUUAUAUUAUGAGCUUUGUCUGCGUUUUGAUCGGGGGAACAUUAUUGAUCAAGCUGAUCAUUCCCACUGUGAGGAGGCUGGAAGCUCAACCUAUGAGUUCAUGGAGAGUCAAAAUUCCAUUAUGAAGCUCAUGCAUCGAUGUGGUCAAUAC
This is a messenger RNA of Kockovaella imperatae, 2186 nucleotides long. Its product is annotated as acetyl-coenzyme A transporter 1-domain-containing protein. Gene Ontology annotation, molecular function: acetyl-CoA transmembrane transporter activity. The record is from RefSeq and is a predicted model, not a curated record. NCBI's taxonomy places the organism in Eukaryota, Fungi, Basidiomycota, Tremellomycetes, Tremellales, Cuniculitremaceae. Gene Ontology annotation, cellular component: membrane. The transcript has 6 exons. The coding region runs from base 157 to 2160 and encodes 667 amino acids.